AGCUUUCAACAUUUUGAACUGGAAAAGCAUGUCACAAUACAGCGUUUUCACUAUAUCGCCUCUGGUUUAGUGUGUUUUAUUUGUUUACCCCACGUGGCAAUCGCAGCAAAGUGAAGAGCUGAAGUGGUUUCGCCGGGAAAACACAAUCCUGUUCGUUUUCCUGACUGCUCUUUGAAUCCAGUGGAAAGCACUCCAGUAGCACAAACCCAAAAGCAGAUCGUUAAAAAUAUGCAAGUUUGCUUUCCUGCUUAAUUAGUAAGUUGCUUAACUUUCCUGGAUUAACACUAAUAACUCCAUCGCUACAGAAGCGUGACCCUUUAAACGUAUGUUCCUUUCCAGACAUUGCUUCCUAAUUUUAGGGGUUUCAUGUUGCUGAAAGUAUCUGAACAAUCAUGUGUGGAUAUUUUGUAGUCAGAAAUAUUUGACCGAGCUCCAGGAGUGGUGUUUCACGCCCUACUUUGAGCACCGCCGGGGCCAGCUGUCACCCUGGCUCCUUGCAGCAGCGCCAGAGACACUCUGGCAGGAUCACCGAAACGGCUUCCCGCUGACCCAGCCGACAGCAGGCAAAAUGGAUCGCCACGAAAGCGCCUCAGAGGCCAACAAACCCCACCAAAAUCGUCUCUCCAGUGUCACCGAGGAGGAAGAAGAACAAGAUGCAGCUUACACGAUUGUGACGGUCCUGGACAAAGUGGCCAACAUUGUGGACAGCGUGCAGGCGAGCCAGAAGAGGAUCGAGGAGAGGCACAGGGAGAUGGAAAAUGCCAUCAAGACCAUACAGAUUGACAUUUUAAAGCUUGCCCAGGCUCAUGGCAAUACAGGCUACACGGUGAACAAGUUACUGGAGAAAACUCGCAAAGUCAGCUCCACCAUGAAGGAGGUGCGGGCACGCGUGGAGAGGCAGAGCGCCAACGUGCGGAAGGUGGAAGCCAAGCAAGAGGAGAUGCUGAAGAAAAACAAAUUCCGGGUUGUAAUCUAUCAGGAGGAAACUGAGUGUCCUUCAUCUCUCUCUGUAAUCAAAGAGAGGACAGCAGGUGAAACUAUAGAGGAUGAUUUCUUCUUACCUGAUGACCUGUCUUCUGAUGAAGAAUAUUACGUUGAAGAAAGCAAAGCAACCCGGUUCAAGAAAUCAGGCAUGAGGCGCAUAGAUGGUAUCAAAAAGGCUUUUUCAAGGGAAAAUAUGCAAAAGACAAGACAAAAUUUUGGCAAGAAGGUAAACAGGCUUCGAACUAGAAUUGUGACCCCUGAGAGGAGAGAGAGGAUCAGGCAGUCAGGAGAGAGACUGAGACAAUCUGGGAUGAGGAUCAAGAAAACCAUUGCACAAGCUGCCCCAACAAAGGAGGCGUUCAAGAUCCAUAAAAAAGGUAAAGAACGAACAGGAGCCGAAGGUCAGGAGGGUAUCCAGGGAGCCAGUGUGCACAUCGCCUCUGAGUUUGCAGCAGCAGAGCCCUUCACUGAAGAAAUCUCUUACUCAGAAGUGAUCACUAAAGUAAAGAAAGACAAGAAUAGUGUGACAAAAGGUGCCUCCCCGUCAACUGAAAAAGCGGUGACACUGCCAGAAGUUGUUCUUAAACAGGAAGGAAAAGAAGGAAGUGGGAGAGGUGGAGAUGAUGUCCCUUUGCUAGACUUAAAGCAAUUGGCAUAAGGAAUCAAUUAUCAAGCACCUUAUGCUAUCCUUACUGAACCAGAAAUAACACAGGAUGUAUUCACUCAGCUUUUGAAACACGUGUGAGUUUGUGUUCUAUCACAAAACCUGCUGGUGGUGUUCUAGCAUUUACACAGGUGUCUAGUGUCGUCUUCCCGACAAAAGUCAAGCCAUGCAAACUCAAUGAAGGUGCUCCCCCUCUGUCUUGCAGUGUGCUGACAGCCCAUCAUUGACCCAAAUGGAAUUCAUGUGUCAAAGGGAGAUGGAAAUCUGCUGUAUUUCCAAGAUUGAUUUAGCAGUCACUUUACAGCCUAAUGACUUUAUUUAGUUUUAUGUAGUACACUAUAAAAAUAAUUUCCAUUACCUUAUACCAACUGCUCUAAUCAGAAAACAAUACAAAGCUAUUCCUUCACAUUAACAAAAGGAAGAAGCAUGGAAAAAUGUCCAUUUAAUUAUACAAAUCUUUUUGUUUAAGGGCCCUUACUGAAGCAGCAGCAGGAGGAAAUUCCUGCUUUAUCCAGGGUGUAACAAAAUGUGCCAGGAAUGAUAGAGUUUUGAGUAAAUUGUGUUUCUUCUCAGUGGAAAAGAAAGCUCCUGAAAUGACUGACGAUUAUUUCCAGAGUUAUGGAAGAGGAAGGUUUGAUGUAUGUAAGCAAUGCAUUUUCUGCACUUACAGUGUUAAGAAUAAAAAAGCAAAAGACACAUUAAAUAUAGGAUAGCAGAAGGAAAAGUGAAUGAGGUAUUGUAUUUGUGUUUUGGAAAGAUGUGACUGUGAGAAAGGUAAGGGCAUGAAGCAGCAAAAUAGGCAUCAUCAUUAGUGCAUGGGUUCUGGACAAAUAGAGAAAUAAAAUAUUGCAACUGAAGUUUCCUUGAGAUCUGUUUGGUCUAUCUAGAGGAUCACAGGGCUCAUGAAUGAAACUGACCAGACCAGGGACUUGUUUUGUUUUCCAUUCUCGGUACUUUUUCUGAGCUUCACUGUAAUUAAAAUCUGUUCUACAAAGCCACUGAAGUACAGGGCCAAUCCAUAACUCAAUUCUUUGUUUCCUAUCAUCAUCAUUAUUGACCAGCCACAGCCUCAGGGAUUAGGAGACAGACACCCUUUGGAGCAUGGAAUGCUGUUUAUUUGCAACACUCAGGAGCCAGUGCCCUGACAUCAGAUAUGUUUGUAAACACGACUGCUACGCUGACAUGAGGUGCAAGACUGUAUUGCUCUCUUCAUUCUAAAAUGGAGUUGCCUUCAGAGCACUUACCUAAAGCAAUGUUAGUCAUUACUAUCUGUGUGAAACUUGUACAAUAUUGCCAAAAAGCUGUACAAUUGUAUUUAAUAUCUCAGAUUUAUUUCAACAGCAGAGCAUAACUUGGUUAUCUAUAUACAUUGUUUGAGGACUCCCAGCUAAUUGUUAAUCUAUAAUUUAAAUAUAAUUAGUUUGAU
Molecule: messenger RNA, 3074 nt
Organism: Dryobates pubescens (Downy woodpecker)
Lineage: Eukaryota; Metazoa; Chordata; Aves; Piciformes; Picidae
Gene: CAVIN4
Product: caveolae associated protein 4
Exons: 2
Coding region: 569-1642 (357 amino acids)
Biological process (GO): regulation of gene expression
Cellular component (GO): caveola; cytoplasm
Source: RefSeq, a predicted model, not a curated record